GCUUGUUACAAAUUAAAGGGAUGGGGAUCGAAUUUCGCCUUCAGUCUUCUGCUACUUAUGGCAGUAUUUAGUGUACUUUAUUACGUUGGCUCAGUCAUUUGCUACAUCACCUCAAUUACUCUAUCUGUGAACGAUUUGCUCAACCGUAUUGUCGGCUCCAAUCAUCAAAGCAGUCAGUUCGCAUUUAUUGCAACAAACAUCUUUCUCGCUGCUCAUCGACUCCUCUACGCGAUAUUCCCCUUCCAUACACAAAAGAUGCUAUCUAAAAACUUUUUAAAACUUUGUAUUGCUCUCAUAAUUGCAUUUUAUAUUGCGUACACAAUCUUAAUCAUGACUCCACUGGCUUCGGUGAUGUACUGCUCAUCGCAGUUAUUCUUCUAUUUCGACGAAAGACCUUUGACCGGUCUUGCUGUUAAGAUGAAUCAAAUUUUCAACUUUGCUGCUGGUAUUGUGAGCAUCUCAUUGUAUACUAUCAUUUUUGCUACAUUGUUUUUGAAAGGAAAUCUGACGUUUAAGAAAAACCACGAGAUUCAAAUGACAGUGCAAGCUGCCGUGGUUUCAGCAAUCGAACUGAUUUUCUUUCUUUAUUGGGAGUACGGUCCGCCAUUAAAAAUUCCUGCGUUUUGGUUAUAUGUCUGCGACGGAUAUACGAUACUGAUUUACUUCGACGUGCUCAUUCUGCCCUACUUAAUACUGAACAGGAGUGUGAAAACAGAACUGAAGAAUAUUCUUUUUGGAAGAAGAGGAUCUUUGAUUGCCAUUAUCUUCUCACAUACACCAUUGCAAAUAUAUAGAUAG
Strongylus vulgaris is the source of this 798-nucleotide messenger RNA. Lineage: Eukaryota; Metazoa; Nematoda; Chromadorea; Rhabditida; Strongylidae. The record is from the annotation of a GenBank genome assembly.